Messenger RNA from Microdochium trichocladiopsis, 417 nucleotides. Its product is annotated as histone-fold-containing protein. The record is from RefSeq and is a predicted model, not a curated record. The transcript is spliced from 3 exons. NCBI's taxonomy places the organism in Eukaryota, Fungi, Ascomycota, Sordariomycetes, Xylariales, Microdochiaceae. Bases 1 to 417 code for a protein of 138 amino acids. Gene Ontology annotation, cellular component: negative cofactor 2 complex. Gene Ontology annotation, biological process: chromatin remodeling; negative regulation of transcription by RNA polymerase II; RNA polymerase II preinitiation complex assembly. Gene Ontology annotation, molecular function: general transcription initiation factor activity; TBP-class protein binding; protein heterodimerization activity.
AUGUCGGACCACGAGCAUGGAGCCAACGACGACCUGUCACUACCAAAAGCGACGGUCCAGAAGAUUGUCAGCGAGAUCCUGCCGCCCUCAACAGGCGUGUCUUUCUCAAAAGAGGCCCGUGACGUCCUCAUUGAGUGCUGUGUCGAGUUCAUCACUCUCAUCUCCUCGGAGGCCAACGACAUCUCAGAAAAGGAGGCAAAGAAGACCAUCGCCUGCGACCACAUCACAAAGGCUCUCGAGACACUGGGCUUCGGGGACUACGUCCCGGCCGUCUUGGAUGCCGCAGCCGCGCACAAGGAGACCCAGAAGGUCCGCGAAAAGCGCGGCAACAAAUUUGAGGAGAGUGGCAUGUCCCUCGAAGAACUGCAACGACUGCAGGAAGAGCAAUUCGCAGCGGCCAGAGAGCGUCACAACUAG